ACCGCCCAUAUCCUGCUCACCGACACCUAAUCUAACUCUCUAGACUGCCCGGUUUUCCCUAGCAUCAUGACUGGCACUAACUUCCGUGUCGCCAUUCUCCAGAAUUAUCCAAUUUCAGCACAAGGUGGUGAACGUAUGAUUGAGAAUAUCUCGAAGCUUGUCCUCAACUCGAAACCCGACGUCGAAAUCAAUGUUUACGCACCGAUCCAGGGCGACGCAUUCCCUGAUCUAGAUAACAAUGAUCUAAUCAUUUUCACUGGGGGUCCUUUUAAUCUUUUAGAAGAUGAGAAGCCUUCAUGGGUAUCUGAAACCUUGGAUUUCAUUAAAGCCGCCACCACAAAUCGGGCAAAGCCGAAGCUUCUAGGUAUUUGCUGGGGUCAUCAAGCAAUUGCGUUGGCCCUUGAGGGCUCAAUGGGGGAACUGAAGACAGGUCCUUGUAUUGGCGUUGAGACUAUUUCGUUGACCGCUAGUGGUGCCACAUUCUUCAAUGCUAGAUCACUGGACAUACACAAACACCAUAAACUUGCUGUGAUCGACAUUGGCCCUCACCUUUCUUGCUUGGGUGUCAACAAUGAAAUUCUUUUAUCGAAGGAUAACCAGGUCCUCACGUUUCAAGGUCAUCCAGAGCUUGAUGCAAUUCUGUCCCAAUUACUUAUGGAUACAGACGACCCGUCCGCUUCGCUUCAACCUAAGUUAAAAACAGGCAUUAAGGCUAUUGAUGCACCCCAUGAUGGCGAAGUGAUCUUUACGGCAAUUAUGAAAUGGGCCUCGGGGGAAACACGUCACCUAGCUCCAUAAGCAAAGCUAAUUAUGUAGGUUGGCAAAAAUACCAUAAACUAGCUGAAACAUCGUACGGGGCUCAAUUGCAAUUGGUUAUGGUCGCUACGCAAUUGUAUAUACUGCUAGACUCACAUGGAGCAACUCUAUAUGCC
Molecule: messenger RNA, 932 nt
Organism: Aspergillus caelatus
Lineage: Eukaryota; Fungi; Ascomycota; Eurotiomycetes; Eurotiales; Aspergillaceae
Product: class I glutamine amidotransferase-like protein
Exons: 3
Coding region: 67-798 (243 amino acids)
Cellular component (GO): nucleus; cytosol
Source: RefSeq, a predicted model, not a curated record